Messenger RNA from Fomitiporia mediterranea MF3/22, 1170 nucleotides. RefSeq lists its product as uncharacterized. Lineage: Eukaryota; Fungi; Basidiomycota; Agaricomycetes; Hymenochaetales; Hymenochaetaceae. The transcript has 7 exons. Bases 1 to 1170 code for a protein of 389 amino acids. The record is from RefSeq and is a predicted model, not a curated record.
AUGGCCCUCCGUCUUAAUGGUCAGCUUUUGUUAGUUAAAAUCGAGAUGGCGUUCCGCCCAGGCAUUGUUAGUAUGACAGAAGACCAAUCACCUAUCAAUAAGAAUGCUAUUACCCUUCAAGAAAAUAACAUUGAUCUGGACCUUCUUCUUCCUAACUUAAAUUUUGAUUUCGACUUUGAGGACAGAACUUACGCUCAGGGUGGCCAGCACAUUGCACGCCAGACGGAUAUCACACUUGCGUCAGCCAACGACUUUCAACUCGAUUACAAUGAUAUCAGAUUUAACAUAGACAUAGGAGGGGAUGGUAUCGGUUCUCAAGAUAUUGACCUUGGGCUUGACUUUGGAGACGGUGCUCCAGAAGUUGCGCCAUUGGGUGAUGCUGCCGCAGUCACAUAUCGCCUCACCACGCCUCCUCCUACACCUCCACCUAUCGAUCCAAUUGUGUCUCCUCGAGCUGGUGAAGCUAUCGAGCAGGGAAAUCAGGAGUCUGUUAAGAGGAGGGAAUUCCUGAACAAGAAACAGAUUAUUGAUCGUGUAACAGAACUUGAGGAUGGGCCGAGGAUGAACCUUGGCCGUGCCAGCCAAGCGAAAGUCAGCGAGAUCGUCACCAGGCAACAGUUCCUCCCUCGAUCUCGCAAUGUAAUGCGUCUUCUGGAAAUACGGCAAGACCCACUCGCUCAUUUCGUGCCGACGAAGACAACAGCGACCAAACUUGCAGAGAUGUUCACGCGUCCCAUUGCGAACAUUCUUGUACAUAAACGCCGUGAUACGUCACCGGAAAAGCCGAACAAGAAAGCCCGACUGGACAAGAAAAACAUUGAAGAAGAGGAUGAACAGGCAUGUCGUGCUGAGGGCCUUGCGCCUAGUGCUGCUCUCGGCAACGACGUACUGCGUCAUGGAGACCUGGAUCAUGGAGGUUUCGACUUUGGAGGAGACCAGACGGGCUCGAUUUGUCUAUUACUUAGUCCUAUCAUCCGUUCCUUGCAAUUAGUGGUGUGGUCGUCCUCAUUCACUUUGUCGCUUCCGUUGCUGUUCUUCAUCCCACUGCUUUUUCAAAAGGUCGUCUCGUCUCUGUUGAACCUCUCUUGUAUUCAUGAUUUUGGUAAAGUCAUUCAAGAGCUUCUUGUGCGACUCAUCCCAUGGGACGUCUCCGUGCUCAACUACCCUUAA